CAGAGCAUGAAGCUCAAGUGUAAUCAAAUAAAAUAAUAAUACCAAAUAAAAUGUAAAAUAAAAUAAUAAUAAAAAUACUAAUAAAUGUAACUAUAAUAAAUGUAAUUUGUAGCUGUUUAAAUGAGGAGGUAUUACGUCUAGCGACUACUACCUGGAAUAAUAAAAUGUAAUUUGUACAUCUUACUGCCGAAUAUUGUGAACAAUCAAAUUCGCGCUGAAAUGUAUAAAGGCACCGAUCCCACUGUCGAAACACAAUUUAACAAACUCUAUGUGUAUCCGAUGGGUAAUGUCAGUAUACUUUUUGCCGAUAUCAAGGGUUUCACUGAGUUGGCAAGUAAAACAUCCGCCCAACAACUGGUCAAAAUUUUGAAUGAUCUAUUUGCUCGUUUCGAUCGCAUCGCCGAGGACAACCACUGUUUGCGUGUGAAACUUUUGGGCGAUUGCUAUUAUUGCGUGUCACAGUUUGAAAGCGACAAUUGAAAGACCCGACCGGAUCAUGCGGUAUGUAGUGUGGAGACUGGCUUGCACAUGAUAAAGGCCAUCAAGGAUGUACAGCUGCACACGCAUAUGCAGUACAAGACAAUUUUUUAUGAAUCUAUAACGAUCUGUAUAGAUAAUACAUGCGUGUAAAAUGAGAAAAAUGUUGAGAAAAGAUGAAAACACCAUUUAACGCGGGGUUUGAGUACCAUCAAAAGGCAUAUCAUAA
Messenger RNA from Anastrepha obliqua, 706 nucleotides. RefSeq names its product adenylyl cyclase 78C-like. The transcript is spliced from 5 exons. The record is from RefSeq and is a predicted model, not a curated record. Gene Ontology annotation, biological process: intracellular signal transduction; cAMP biosynthetic process; adenylate cyclase-activating G protein-coupled receptor signaling pathway. Bases 220 to 480 code for a protein of 86 amino acids. Lineage: Eukaryota; Metazoa; Arthropoda; Insecta; Diptera; Tephritidae. Gene Ontology annotation, molecular function: adenylate cyclase activity.